This is a messenger RNA of Homarus americanus (American lobster), 6123 nucleotides long. RefSeq names its product importin-11-like (gene Impbeta11). The record is from RefSeq and is a predicted model, not a curated record. Lineage: Eukaryota; Metazoa; Arthropoda; Malacostraca; Decapoda; Nephropidae. Gene Ontology annotation, molecular function: small GTPase binding. The coding region runs from base 11 to 2923 and encodes 970 amino acids. Gene Ontology annotation, cellular component: cytosol; nuclear envelope. Gene Ontology annotation, biological process: protein import into nucleus. The transcript is spliced from 9 exons.
GUGGAUCACAAUGAGUGGUGGAAAAGAAUUGGUGUUGAACACCCUAAGGCGUGCUACUAGCCAAGAAGCAGACACCCUGAAGCCCGCAGAGCAACAGCUACAAGAAUGGGAAACAGAGCCAGGAUUUUAUUCCACUUUAGUUGAAAUAUUCUCAGAAUAUGGUUUAGAGGUCAAUGUCCGGUGGCUGGCAGUACUGUAUUUCAAGAAUGGCGUUGACCGAUAUUGGAGAAAAACUGCACCCAAAGCAAUUAACGAGGCAGAAAAGACACAAAUCAGAUGUGGUCUUCUGCAUAAUCUCCGAGAACCUGUGCCACAGGUGGCAACACAGCUUGCUGUACUCAUAGCCAAGAUUGCUAGGGUAGAUUGUCCACGAGAGUGGCCAGAUCUUCUUCCUGCUCUCUUUGAGGCUGUUAAGAGUAAUGACCAGUUAGUUCAGCACCGCACUCUCCUAACUUUGCAUCAUGUCAUCAAGCAGCUAGCAUCUAAAAGGCUUGCAGCGGACAGACGUGCCUUUCAGGAAUUAACAAAUCAGAUGUUCUCAUUCCUUUUGGAACUAUGGCGAUCUGAAACAGAAGCAUUCCUUGCAACUGGAGCUGGAGGACAAAGCUUAGAGAUUGUGGUGCCAUGCCUGGAACGGUCACACUUGGCACUCAAGAUCCUUCGUAAGCUUAUUAUACAUGGAUUUAAGAAACCCGAAGAGAGUGAAGAUGCUGUGUUAUUCAUGAAGAGUAUAUUUGAUCGCAUUAAAGUGAUGUUGACUUUCCGGAAACAACACGAAAGUAACGAGCACGUUAAAACUAUUUCUGAGAAGUAUGCUGUACUCUUAACCAAAGUGUUACGUGAUGUUUUAGAAAAUUUUCCGUUCUCUUAUUUACAGUUCAUUAAGCCUAGCUUGGAUCUAACAGCAUAUUUUGUAUUUACACCUGCAGGAGAUGGACUAAUUUUUGAGAGAUUCACUGUGCAGUGUCUCAACUUAAUAAAGGCCAUCCUUCUGUGUCCCGAGUAUAAACCGUGCAAGGUCAUAGAAGAUACCAAGGAUCCCCGGACUUUAGAAGCCUUUAGAAUCAAGUUGGAGUUCUUUACUAAUUCAGUUCUAGCAGGCAUGUGCCACAAACUUAUCUCCCAUUACUUUUUACUCAGGCAGGAUGACCUUGAAGUCUGGGAUUCUGAUCCUGAAGGGUUUUGUAUGGAAGUGGAAGGAGGAGAAUCAUGGAAAUAUAGCCUCAGACCGUGUACAGAAACACUGUUUGUGUCAUUGUUCCAUGAGUAUAGAAGUGCUCUUAUCCCAGUGUUGAUGGAGAUGGUGCGGUCAUCUCACAGCCCUGUUGAUCCUAGUGAUUAUCAUGGAAUUCUUCAGAAGGAUGCUGUGUAUAAUGCUGUGGGUCUGGCAGCCUUUGAACUUUUUGAUGACAUUGACUUUGAUCAGUGGUUUACCUCUUCCUUAAUUAAUGAAUUAAAAGUUAAGGACUCAAAUUAUCGCAUAAUUAGACGCCGUGUUAUAUGGCUCAUUGGACAGUGGACGAGUGUGAAAUUUUCCCCGGAACACCGACCUACACUAUACGAAGCAUGUAUUCACCUCUUAGCGGCAGAAGAAGAUUUUGUUGUCCGUCUUAGUGCGGCCAUGACUCUCAAACAUUCUGUAGAUGAGUUUGAGUUUGAUCCAGAGCAGUUCAUGCCAUAUCUACCUACCAUAUUUGGCCUCUUAUUCAACCUUUUGAAGGAGGCUCAUGAAUGUGAUACAAAAAUGCAGGUUUUACACGUAAUGUCCUUCAUGAUUGAGGUGGUGGGAGUGGGCAUACAGCCACAUGCAGCCCCUUUGGCCCAGUAUUUACCCAGCUUAUGGGAGGAGUCUGCAGAUCACAAUAUGUUGCGAUGUGCCAUCUUGACAACACUUGUUCAUAUGGUGACUGGGCUAAUGCGCAAAAGUGAAGGCCUACAUGAGUUCCUGAUCAACAUUGUGCGCAUAUCAACAGAUGUUACUGAAGACUGUCAUGUGUACCUUCUGGAAGAUGGUUUACUGCUUUGGCUGACCACUUUAGAAAAUACAGCAAAUCCUCAUGAUGCUCUCCUGCAGCUUUUUGAUAAUAUGUUGCCACUGCUGGAGUUAUCAUCAGAAAAUCUGAGACUGUGCCUACAAAUUACAACAGCUUAUACUGUGCUCUGCCCACAACAAUUUCUGUCAAAGUAUGGCAGUCGUUUGAUUGAGACCUUCAGCUCAAUGUUAACAGAUAUGAAGAGUGAAGGUAUGGUUUUGGUGUUGCGAGCAGUGGAAAUGAUGCUGCGAGUACUUCCUACCGAGGGCGCAUCUCUGAUACAACCAUUACUUCCUGGCCUAAUCAAAGUAGUUGCUGAAGGAGAUCAGUACCCAAUGAUUAUAUCUAUGUACCUCUCUCUGGUGGCUAGAUUAGUACUGUAUGCAGAACACAUCUUUACUUGGGCUAUUAAUCAGGCUGCUACUGGUGAGAGCAAACAACCAGAGGAAGUAUUGGAACGUGUUGUAAGUGUGUGGGCCGAUAAACUAGCUUUAGUAUCUCCAGAGGAACGAAGAAAGCUGUGUGGCCUCGGUCUUGCACACCUGUGUGGUUCUGGUUGGCCUCCAGUUCUCAAAGUUUGGCCACCUGCUAUUACUGCUGUUGCUGAAGUCAUUUUUGAUGUGACAAUGGAAGACUCGACACAGGACAAACUGGUCAUCAAUGGUGGCCGCCUGGGAUCUCCUGAACCAUAUGAACUUGAGACAGAACAUGUUCUUAGACGGCAGGCACUGGCACAAGGAGACCCUGUACACACCACCUCAUUACGAGUGUUUCUGGGGCAACAAAUGAAGCGUCUUCAAGAGAGCACCGAUCACAAUACUAUCAUGACUCUUGCUCAGGACCUUGAGGAGAAUUGUCGAAAGAUGUUGGAAGAAAUUACUGUGUCAUAAUUGUGUGUGCCGGUGUUGUGAGUGAGUACGAAGUGAAUUCACCGCAACAUCCUUUAGGACAGGGUAUGAGCUUAAGUUAUGAAUCUUUAUGAGCACAAUAAUAGAGAAAUUUUUUAGGCCAACUCAAAGAGGCCCUUUGUAUACAAUUGCAAUUGUUUUGAAAUUUGAGUAGUAAUUCAUACACCGUAAUUAUCUUACCAAGGGAUAAAGAGUUGUUGCUGGCAUCAUAAUUAUGUACUAUAUGGGGGUAAUACUACAUGUCCCAUUAUACCUCAUACUUCAUUACAUAAGGAUUUCACUUGUUUACACACAAUGAAGUCCCAUUUAUGUACUUAUUUUUCAUCUGUAAUAAGAUAACACAAUACAGAACUACAGAACAUAUGUAUUUUAAUGUUGAUUACAAGAGAUAUAGGUAGUCCCCGACUUACGUCCACCCGCACUUACGACCGCCUCAGUUGUACCAAAAUGUGGUCAAAUUAUGUAUAUUUGAGUCCCAAAGUCAGUAUACAGACAAAAUUUUCAUCUGUAAUUCACUUUAAAAUGGCUGGCAAGCUUAAAAGUGAGUGUUUUGUGGUGCUGAGUAGAAAAAGAGACCCAAAUUUUCGAUUUUUUAUGUGUUAUUUAAGCAUUUCUGACUUACUACCAUUUCGACUUACGGCCUGGAUGUCAGUCCCUAACCCUGUCGUAAGUCGGGGAAUACCUGUACUUUAAAAAUAAAUUGAUUUGUAACUCGCAAUGAAUAUGUGAAGAAGCAAAUGAGGAUUAUUUGUUUGAAAAUGUAUUAGUUGUGAUGAAACACUACAGUAAUACAACUCUUUGUAAUGCAGUUACUGUAUUUGUUUGCAUGCUACAACUAUACUGUACAUAUUUCAACAUUUCACUGAAAUUGCAUUUGCAUUAAAAUAACUGCCUUAGCAUGCUUCUAUGAUCCUCCAUUGUGUCUUUUGUUAAAUUCUUCUCUUUCUGUACAGGAAGAAGGAUUAUGAAGAACUUUAUGCAAUUCCAGUCAUUGACUUUCUUUUUCAUAACUUACCUUUAGUUUAUAUUUUUUACUCCUUAUCUUGCUAUUGUAAAAUAUUUGUGGCUUGAUCUCCACAGCCAUUGACCGACUAAAAUAUCUUUUAGUUUAUAGCAACUGCUACACAAUGGUUUAAGCUUGACCCAGACAUCUAGGGUAAGAAUUGAAGAUGCCUGUAAUAUCAUAUUAGAAUUUUAGCUCAUAAGGAGGAAAAUUUAGUAAUAAUAUAAGUUUCAUCUAUCUUGCAUUUGUAAACAGAGAUUACCAUUUUGUGGCCUAACAAUUAUCAUGUGUCUUUCGAGAUAGCUCUCUCAGAACUGUGCAGGCAGUGCUUGCCUGACAAGACUGCAACUCACCAGGUAGAUCAUUGGUUUGUGGAUAACAUCUUGACCAUAAUCCAUGUGUUUUCCUGGAAAAGCGUGUGUUGAACAGUCAUCGGCAUAUUUUUCUUCUCAUAUUACAUGACUUGUAAUCUUGAAUCUAUGAAGUUCUACCUUCACUCUUUUCCUCCUUUCAAGGUGUCAUUUUGUUACCGUACUUAGUUACAUUCAUGAAAGAGAUUUGAGCUAGAAGUUACCAACACUUUCUGUUUCUGAAGUGGGCAGUUGUUUCAUUUUUUAUGGUUUCUUUCUGUUUGAGUGUUUUUCUCAGUGAUUUACUGUUUGAGUGUAGAUGUUUUUAAGGUGACACUAAUGGAUGCCUGAUGGCCAGCCAAAAACAAGACUGGCUUGCUUUCUGUACUGUAGCAGUACUGUACAGUACAUAUUUCAGCUCGGUCUCUCAAUAUUGCUGUGUGAUAAGCGAAACAGUGUUUUGUAAUUCUUGUAAUUUGUAAGUCUUGCAUGUAAUUUAACUCAGUGUUAGUGAAUAGUAUUAUGUACCCUCCUCAUCUUGGGAAGACAAAACUUAGAGAAUCAAUCAGUCACCACCAGUAUUGUGGUCCUCUAAUGAGCCAAUAAUUUUUUUUUUUUACUGUACACAUACACUAAGUAUUACAUUCUAGCUGAAUCCAUGCUCUCUUCCAUUGAAACCUAAUGCAGUACUACAGCUUACAUUCUAGAGGAAUUACAUGUGAAUACCAUUACAGUAAUGGAUCUAUAAGCAAGAUAUGAUUUUGAUUGUGACUGGCUUUUCCUUGUUAUCAUUCAUUCGUGAGAUUUCCUAGACUGUCUCUCUUCAAUUGUUUUCUUUAAGAAAAGUAAUUUUGAUGCAAAGUUUAAUAUUCUAAGUUCUUCUAGAAAGUUUCUGUACAGUAUCAUGAAACUAUUUCCAGAGCACUACAUUUUGAAGAGCAUUAUAUUAAGGGCUGCUCUGCCACAUGAUGACUUCUGUACUUUAUAUUAAUAACAUAAUUAUAUGACUGAUAUAUCACUCCAUUUUAGAUUGGCACUAGAAAAAUGGUAUAUUUACAAUAGUGUAAAAUCAGUUAAGGAAUUUUAUUUUUAAUAGAAAAAUUCUGGUUAAUUGUGAAUUUUAUUAAAACCAAGGAGAAACUGAAUCAUGAAUUCAGGCAAAUAUAUUUCACAUUUGUGCAUAAUACUUAGGUACUUAAUCAAGGUCCCUUCAAUAUUUUUUUUACAUGACAGUCUGAAAUAAAUUUCGUUUAGUUGACCAAUUUUAAGACACUGCAUAGAUGUGCAUCAACAGUAGAAAAAAGUUGCUUAGUAAAUUUAUUUUAAACUUAAAGUACUAUAGGUAUGCAAGAAGUAAAAAGAAUAUGAAAAAUUAUAAUUAGCAAUGUAUAUCACUUAGAUGUUUAUUUAAUAUGAAGGAGAUGUGCUGCUGUUGCUAACAAUAUGCCCGGUUGAACGCAUUAAGUACACAGCAGACAGGGAACAUUGUACCUAAGUUUUGUACAGUACAUAGGUAUAUAUACUCGACAAAAGUCCCUCACCUCUUUGUUCAAACCAUCGUGUUUUGUGAAAUUACAUAAUGCUAUAGCAAGCAAGUUAGGUUGUUAAAAAGAAAGCAUCAUAGUUGGACAUAGUUCCACCCAAUGCUUGUUCAGUCCCUCCCAAAACUCGGUCCACUCUGGGACUCGACCACUUGUUCAGGGUAGUCAUUAGAUAAGUGUCUUUCCUUACCUGUGAUAAUGGAUUCAUAUGUGAUGGCUUACUAGUGUACUACAGUAUUCUGAAUUUAACAGAAGAAUCGUCUAACUGUUAAGUAAAAAGAGUUUAUA